Messenger RNA from Schistosoma haematobium, 2394 nucleotides. RefSeq lists its product as uncharacterized. The record is from RefSeq and is a predicted model, not a curated record. The transcript is spliced from 3 exons. Gene Ontology annotation, molecular function: G protein-coupled receptor activity. The coding region runs from base 268 to 2394 and encodes 708 amino acids. NCBI's taxonomy places the organism in Eukaryota, Metazoa, Platyhelminthes, Trematoda, Strigeidida, Schistosomatidae. Gene Ontology annotation, biological process: G protein-coupled receptor signaling pathway. Gene Ontology annotation, cellular component: membrane.
AAAUUCAUGUUUAUAUUCCGUGUAUCCAUUGUGAAUGUGAUUUAUUAUACAAAGUAACCACUCAUGUUUGCAUGGAAUCAAAGUUCAAAAUACCAGAAUAAAAGCUUUGCAAGUCACUGCAAAAAUUCGUAAUCCGGUUUCAUUCUGGAAUAUGUCGAAUUUUCAAAAUCGUUGGAUUUUUGAGUUAAAAUGUGGAUAUUUUAUAAUGACUGAUUGAGAAAAAAAUUCGGCUACUUGAUGUAAUUACAUGCACCCUUCAACAAUGUCAUGGCCGUAGCCUCUUCGAGUUCUUUUGGUAUAACAAAUUAUUCACGAUUUCGGGAUACAGCGAGAAGAUAUUUAGUCGAAAUGACCCUCAAAAACACCGUUUACACGCCAAUUUCUACAGAAUACGUUGGGUCAAUGCUACCUAAUAGUUCUAACCCAGAUGGCUUGUCCGAGAUUCCGUUAGUCAUUUCGUCACUUAACGAUUGGGAAAAAGAACUUAUUAGCUACUAUAUUGUAGGUGUAUCAAUGAUAAGUGUUUGCUGCAUUGGCCUCGUUGGAAACUUUUUAUCUCUGAUUGUAUUGACAAGGCGAGCCAUCGGGGCCUCAACCACCAACACUUACCUCAUUUCCUUAGCAAUAGCCGACAUGUUUGUGCUUAUUGCGACGAUACUAACCGCCGUUAAAGAUUCCCGAAAACCUGUAGCCGGUAGAAUGUCCUGGUUAGUUUGGCAGGAUGCACCUAUUGUUCCACGAGCUUACCCAUUCUGUCAUGCCACAGCGAUAUUGUUUCAAGUCACAUCUGUAUGGUUAACAGUUGCGUUUGCUGCAGAUCGCUAUCUAAUGAUAUGCCACCCGUUCUGGGCCAAACGAUGGUGUACUUUGAAACUUGCCAAAAUUAUAAUUAUUUUAAUUUAUUUAUUCAGUGUAAUUUAUGGAAUCCCACGUUAUUUUGAAUACAAAGUUUUUGAAAUGUAUCUACCACUAAAUCCUACUUUAUUAGAGUUCCAAUACGGUGAUCUCACACCUAGUAGUUUAUCUGUACAGAAUUUAUCAACUUUUACAUCUGUAAUUUCCGAUAACGGUAUGAUUGGUGAUGGUUUUGCCAGUGAUUCGAUGACUAGCAUCUCAAUAGUUUGGUAUCAGUUAACCAGUUUCGGUGAAUCAGCUCAAUUUCGUAAAGCUUAUCAUCUAUGGUCAUGGGUUUUAUUAGUUGUUGGGAUACCAUUCACUCUGAUUGCUAUCAUGAAUACAUUUCUUAUUUUGGAAGUACGUAAAUCAAGUCGAAAGUGUGUUGAUCAAACCAAACGAUCAGAAUAUCGACGACAGGAUACAAACAUUAUGCUUAUCGGAGUAAUAAUUAUAUUUUUUAUAUGCCAGCUUCCAGCUGCUGUGAGUCAUAUAGCCUGGGGCCUUAUCACAAUAGAAUCUAGUAAAAAAAUGUCAUGGUUUCUUUUAAAUGAAGUCGGAAAUUUACUGAUCAUUGUCAAUUCAGCGAUAAAUCUCCUACCUUACUACAUAUUCAGCCGCAGAUUUCGUCGACAUUUUGUCCGAACAUUUUGGCCUUAUCGAUGUGUUCGAGAUAACGGAUUACAUUGCAUCUACAUUCCGGAAUGGGCUACAAGGUCUUUGAAUAAUAAUGAUGAUGAAGACUCUGAAUUAGCUGGAACAGCAACACAAUAUGGCUAUAAUCCUAGAACAAAUUUAAGAAAUUAUUCAAACUACCGUUUAAGUAUUUAUCGUAAUAAUAGUUCCAGUUCUCGUUCGAGGCCUAGUCUUCCAUCAAAUAUUAGAGAAAGCUGUGAAUCACAAAAACUUUUUUCUCACAUAUUCAGACCUAUAUUUCAUAUGAGACGAAAACGAACCAAAGCCUCAAGUAUAUCCUCUGAAUUAAAACCAAUACCUGUAGAUAAAGGAUUAUUAUCAAAAAAGGUACUACUUAGUGAUUGUAAAAUAAUUGAUGAUAUUAAAUCGAACAGUCAUAACUUGUUGGGAGACAUUACUUGUUCCAAUAAUACUAACAAUAAAAAUUUAAAAUCUAGUUCAUAUACAUUACCUUAUCGUGGAUCUAAUUCAUCUCAUUCUUCUGUAAGCUUUCUAGUUCUUACAGAUAACAAUUUAAAUGAUAAGCAUUUAAAGUUAAUACAGAAGAAAAAGUCUAUCAGUGAUUUUAGAUUUGAUAAAACUAGACAAUGUGAUCAUAAAAUUGAUAUGGAUUACGAGACAAAAUCCAAAACUUGUACAACUAAUAUUAAUAGUAAUAACACUAAUAACACAAAUGUAGAUAAAAAUAAAAAUAUUCCCAUCAAAAGUAGUUAUAAUAAUAAUAAUAAUCUUAAAAAAUCCUCUUUAAUCUACCUUCAAAGUUUAGAAGAAAUGUCAAGUAAUCCAGAUAUAGAAAACUUAUAA